This is a messenger RNA of Myzus persicae (green peach aphid), 1018 nucleotides long. RefSeq names its product translational activator of cytochrome c oxidase 1-like. Gene Ontology annotation, cellular component: mitochondrion. Bases 120 to 950 code for a protein of 276 amino acids. NCBI's taxonomy places the organism in Eukaryota, Metazoa, Arthropoda, Insecta, Hemiptera, Aphididae. The record is from RefSeq and is a predicted model, not a curated record. The transcript is spliced from 5 exons.
UGAUACUGCAUAUCACCGAAUUGUAUAGCCUUGUGUUUCUAAAGAAAAUAUUAAAAAUUAAGAUUUAAUAUUUAUUUAAAUUUAUUAUAACAAUUUAAUAGCUUGCAGUAUUAAAAUUUAUGAAAUACACAUCUUAUGUUCAUUCUAUAAUGUACAGAUAUACAUUUUUCAAAGCAGCUGAUCACUGUCGAGCUGCCUUAAGUAAUAUAGUGCUUAAGAGAAAUGCUGGUCACAACAAAUGGUCCAAUAUUAAGCACAUAAAAGGAGCCAACGACCAACAGAAAUCACUAUUGUUUGCCAGGUUUAGCCGUCAAAUGAAACUAGCCAUCAGGGAACAAAAUGAUUCAAAUCCUGAAACCAACUCUAAGUUGGCAUCAAUCAUUGAAAUGGCUAAAAAGAACAGUAUGCCGAAAGAUACUAUCUUAAAUACUAUAAAAACACAUUCGAAUAGUAAAGCAGAUCCACAUUGGCAUGAAAUUAAAGGACCUAGAGGUUCAAUUAUACUGAUUCAAUCAUUGACAGAAAAUGCAAAACUACUAAAGCAAAAUUUAAAUACUUUAGUACGAAAAUCAGGCUUAGCAUAUUGUGAUUCUGGAGCUAAGCAUUUGUUUAUUCACAAAGGAAUUCUAAUAGCUAAACCAUCUGCUGAUUUGACAAACGCAACAGAAGAUUGUAUAGAACACGCAAUUAAUGCUGGUGCUGAAGAAGUAGAAACUGCCAGUGACGAUCUAGAACCUGGAUAUUUUAAAUUUCUUUGUGAACCAAAUGAUAUGCCUAAAGUACGGACCAAUCUAGAAAAAUAUAAGUACGACAUAGUACACGCCGAAGAGGAACACUUGGCCUUACAAAAAGUAUCAUUGAGCGAUAUAGAAUACGAACAUUUAGCAAAAUUUAUUAAUAACGUCCAAGGAUUACCUGAUGUCAUCCAAGUUUAUGAUAAUGUGAAUUAAUGCAAUGAUGUAAAAUUGUUGAUUGUCAAGUAUAAUAUAAUCUUUUGUUAAUAAAUGUUAUUAAUUUA